AAUUGAAAAUCAUUUUUGCUAGGCAACGACUCGCAAACAAAUUGUUUUUUCACAGUUUUUUUAAGUUCGUUCGUGAUUUGAGAUCAAAAAAAAAAAUUUUUCGUAUUUUACAAUUCUCACGUUUUUUACAAGAGUUUUUCUGUUCCUGAGCAGUUUAUUUCCAUCGCGUCCAAUCAAUUUAGCAAAAAAAAGAUUCUGAAACUUCACAAAAAGCGGCGUUAAAAUGGUUAGACCUUCAAAUCCGAAAUUGAUGGCGAGAGUUUUGGAUGCAGUUGCUCAUCUUGGCGAGACGAAAGGUUCGUCAGUUCGCGAUAUUCUUCAGUUCGUGAAGAAAGGCUCGAAUGGUCCCAACAGAAACCUAACAAUGCAGGUGCAACGAGCAUUGAAACACGCAGUGACUGCGGGGAUAUUACGUCAUCGAAAUGGUCGUUAUAAAAAUAUAAUUUCAUUAUCAAAAAUCACGCAUUCUUCAAAAAGACGACUCGAUGAAAAUUGUAAAGUCAACGAAAUGCCUGUUAAUGAUGAGAUUAAGAAAAAUUCCGUGGAUCCCCUUGGUUCCAUUCACGACCGCGGAAAGCCAUGUGGUUGUAGUCGGAGCAAAAAGAGAAAAGGAAGUCGAAGCAGAAAGGAAAAUCGCAGAAGGGGAAAAGCAAGUAGCAGACGAGGAAGAAAGAGGGCGACUAUUGAGGAUUAUCCGGAAUUAAUGUCCGAUAAUAAAAAAUCAUCUCUAAAACAAUCCAAAGUUCGUGACGAUGAUCGACUUCACAAACGAAUGACGGACAAAUAUUCCGAAAUUUCGGCCACCGAACACGAGAGUCGUAAUCGAAAUCGAAAAUCGAAGCCUGAAAAUGGAUCGAGAAGAUCGAAUUCGAGGCACGACCAGAGAAAAGAAGUGACCGAUAGUAAAACAAAAAGACGUUCACAAUCACGACAUCGAAGCGAAACGAGAAAUGACACUCAAAUUGAGGACUCGGAUAAUCAGAAUGCAAUGGAGUGCGAUGACGAUGCCAAUGACAAUGAUCAUUCUGGACGUGAUGCUGAUAACUGUGAUACCAAAAAUUUCGGAAGCGAAAGUAGUCUUUAAUAUUUAAAAAAAAAAUAUGAAAUGAAAAAAAAAAAUUCAAGUCCAGUAAAUUUUUAUGUGACUUUGCGUUUUGUAAUUCAAGAAAAAAG
Messenger RNA from Leptopilina heterotoma, 1173 nucleotides. RefSeq names its product arginine/serine-rich coiled-coil protein 2-like. Bases 224 to 1084 code for a protein of 286 amino acids. NCBI's taxonomy places the organism in Eukaryota, Metazoa, Arthropoda, Insecta, Hymenoptera, Figitidae. Gene Ontology annotation, molecular function: DNA binding. The transcript is spliced from 5 exons. Gene Ontology annotation, cellular component: nucleosome. The record is from RefSeq and is a predicted model, not a curated record. Gene Ontology annotation, biological process: nucleosome assembly.